This is a messenger RNA of Camelina sativa (false flax), 1428 nucleotides long. Its product is annotated as B3 domain-containing protein At3g17010. The record is from RefSeq and is a predicted model, not a curated record. NCBI's taxonomy places the organism in Eukaryota, Viridiplantae, Streptophyta, Magnoliopsida, Brassicales, Brassicaceae. Gene Ontology annotation, molecular function: DNA binding.
UUUUUCACAAUCAACACUUUUGUUUUGGGGUUAAUGAAAACAACGCAAAAUAUACAUGUAUACUGACUUUGACCAUUCCUAAUAUCUAAGUGAGUGAGAGAAAGAGAGAGAGAUAGAAAGAAGUAGAAAGUGAAGAGAUUUUGAGAGAGAAAGAAGUCGAAAGUGAGGAGGUUUUGAGCGAUGGGUUGGAACACUGGUUUUGAUCGGAUUAAACAAGAACGGAAGGACUUGGGUUUUUUCAAGAUCUUUCAGAGUGCAGAUUUGUCCUCUGAGUUCAUGAGAGCGUUUCCAUACAACUUCAUGAGCAAAAUCUCUAAGAAAGACUUCUCUUACAAGAUGGUGAUAAGAGCGCAAUGGGGAAAGUCUUGGAAUGUAAAAGUCUCCAAGAAUACGAGAUACUACUACAUCGAGAAGCGUGGAUGGGAUCAGUUUGUGAGUGACAACUCUUUGGGAAGAAACGAGUUUAUUACUUUCAUUCACAAAGGGAAGAUGAUCUUUAAUGUCCACAUCUACGAGCAGAAUUGCAUGGAGAUCCUCAUACCUCGAAAUCUCCUGUCAAUGGGUUCUUCUAGUGGAAUCAAGAGAGAAGAAGGAGACUGCAGCUACAAAGAUGUGAAGAAGGAAAAUGAGGAAAUAGAUGAAUCUCCUGGACGAGUUGAGAUCAAGAUAAGAAAGAAGAAAACUGAAGUGACCAAGACAUCCAAGAAGAAGAUGUUGAACAAGAAUGUGAAGAAUGUUAUGGAAAGAGGUGAAUCUUCGAGAGGAGUUGAGCUCAAAGCUAUGAAGAAGAAAGGUGAGGCUUCCAUAUCAUCAAAGAAGAAGAAGAGCAAGAGCAAGAGCAAGAGCAACAAAAAGGUCAUUGAUGGUGCUCCAGAAUUCGAAAUCACCAUUAAGAAAUCAUACCUCAAGUUCCUGGCAAUCCCAAAACAGUUUGUGGAUGAUCAUCUCCCGCAGAAGUCUAAGAUGUUCACGAUUCGUCACCCAAAAGGGAAGUCAUGGAAGGUGCUUUGUUUGGUGAGGGAUGUUCGGACAAUCUUCUCAGGUGGAUACUCGAAACUGGCUAGGGAGUUCCCUAUAUCGGUUGGUGACAAAUGCACCUUCAAGCUCAUCGACACCUUCGAGUUUGUGCUAGAUAUCUUCAAGAAGACUAGAGAGGAGAUCCCUCACUGCAUGAUCGAUUGAGGAAUGAAUGUUGUUAAGCAGUGUCUUUUGCUUUCUUAUCUAUAAUCUAUGGAGACUGGUAGAUCACUUUUAUGUAUUUAUGACGGUUAAGCUAUUAUUCUGUUCUGUUUUGUGUGUUUGUUGUUUCCUUGAGAGUACUCUUUAGCUUAUAAUUUCUGUUGAACUACGAUGUGAUGAAUUCUUCUUAGGAUUAUUAUGCAAAUCUAUAUCAAUCUUAUGCAUGCUUCAAUCUUUGCCUUCAGCAGA